Messenger RNA from Coffea arabica (coffee), 2533 nucleotides. RefSeq lists its product as uncharacterized. The record is from RefSeq and is a predicted model, not a curated record. NCBI's taxonomy places the organism in Eukaryota, Viridiplantae, Streptophyta, Magnoliopsida, Gentianales, Rubiaceae.
GAGUUCUGAUAUAGAAGCGAGGCAAAAGUAUGCCAAUUUGGUGAAAUCAGUCAAGGAGUCAGGCGGCACUGCCUACAUCUUCUCAUCCAUGCAUGUUUCAGGAGAACAGCUGGCACAGCUGUCUGGUAUUGCUGCAAUUCUUCGCUUUCCUCUCCCAGACCUAGAAGAUAUAGAGAUGUGAUAGGAGAAUUGCGAAAGUGAUAGCUCCAUAUGUGGUUGUACAAUUACUACUAUUAUUUCUUUCCUCGAGUUCUUUAUGUACCACCAGUGAUGAAACUUUACUUUCUUUUUUUUUUUUUUGAUGGAGGAUAAAACUUUAGCACUAGAUUUAUCGGUCAUGGAGGAGGCUUUACAAGGGGGAAUUAACCUAUAGGCUGUAUGUAUACUGGUUUUUGACCAAGUAAUCUACAUCCAUUGUUGUAGUUCGCAAGCUACUUUCUCGAUAAGAAAGGUCAUGGUACCUUACUCUUGCCGCUUGUCAUAAUUGUCGGUUGUCUCGGGCUUUUCUUAAAGGGUUAACUUGUGAUUCAUUUAUAUGGAUCAAAGGUGUCCGCAAAAAUUUGCAACUUGUAACGCUCCAGCUAUUUAUUACAUGACUGGUCCAUCAAUUAGGGAAACAUUACUGGGUUUCUGCUGUAUUUUGUGUUCUGUCCUUUUAUUGAUUCCCAGUAAAUGAUUUGUGAGGUUUGAUUUGAACUUGCAACCUCCUCAAGGUAACGUAGAUGACUGUAGCUAAAAGAAUUCCCUCCAUUUCAAAGUAAUGUUUUCGUAGCUGCUGAAUUGUAGCUUGUUUUGGUGCCACCUUCAAUUUCUAUGUAAAUUGCAAACGGCUUCUGAUUUCUUGAUUCGUGUUGUAAAUUGACGACUCAUAUCUGCAUCAGAUUUUAUUUUGAAAGCAGCGACAAAAAAUGACUCAUCCCCUCAAUAAUCCACAGAUGAAUAAACAACUCAAAAAGUGGUGCAAAGCCCAAGAAGAUUAGCACUCAGCAGUCCAGAUAUCUGUAGAAACUCUCUACUUCUCUUCUCUUUUCUUUUAUCUGUCCGUCAUUCAAGCCAGAGUGGACUUUUCUCCUUGUGUUUACCGUUGUCGGCUCAAGUAGAAUAAGAUGAGAAAUGAAGGCCUAAAUGCUCAAGCUGCUUGAUGGCGGUUUUAAGAUACGAAUUUUACGCAUGCUUUAAAGAAUUACGGAAACACCGUGCUCUCACCGUUUCCCUUUCCCUAUAACCAACCCAAAGACCGAAAUAUCUUGGGCCAUUUUAUUUUGAAGUACGACUGGAAAACAGAUCGGUAGUGGGAAGAGCAAGAUGGGACAAGGCGAGGAAGCGAGGAAAGAUGAAUCCAAUGUUGAGAUUCUAGAAAGAGGGGAAAUAUUCUUCUUUUACCGGGCUAAAGUUAAUAAGGAGGAAGCUCACAGUCCGGACGAUGUGCAACGCUUGUACAUUGUUCUUCGACCUGAGUCUGGUGAGAAAUCUGUUGAAGAGAAACAAGGUUCUAGUUCUGGCAAGGAAGGUGCUAAGAUGCAUGAAUCUGGGAAUGAUGAAAAGGAAACUUGCCCUGGCGAUGAAGGUGGACGUGGUGCUGAAAAGGUGGACAUUGAGCAGCAACCUUUGCUGCGAUUCAUUGUCAUGGGGAAGAAGAGCCUUCCUGAGCCAAGCCAGCAGAGGGGCCGACCUUACUGGGGAUUUGUCGAGUUGGUUACUACUAGAAUUGAAGAUGUUAAGGCUGCUCUGAAAGGAGAGGAAUAUGAUACUAACACGAGAGGUCACAGGCGUACAGAGCCUGCUAGAGCGUUGGCUGAAGGUGUUUACCGCAUCCUAAGGCACAGCCCUAGAAAGAGAAUGCACACACAUUUGGUCUACCGGCUUGAAUUUCCACCAGAGGAUGAGAAGAAUGAAGCUCAGGAGUCGCUCAACGUUGAACGCGAAGGGUCAUUCCUCAUCCAGAUUAAGAAUCCGGAGCAGCAAGGCACUUCGAGGUUUGCUGGGCUUCAGAGUAAGCGAAAGGCAACAUUUCCUGCCCAUCUGCAGGGCCAAUUUGGGAAUCGACGAUUUAAUCCAGCCGAUCCACCUGAUUUUCUAAACUAUGAAGGGUGUGAAUUUCUGCUUAUAGCCGCAUCUGAUGACAUAGAAGAGGAGCUAGGAUUGGAGCUUAGGACAGAAGUACAAAACUCGCACGAUCCAUCAUGUUCAGAUUUAGUCAGGACUUUUGGGGAAACUGCUUCAAUCGAACCUCUCCUUGAAGGAACUUGGGUUUAAUAUUCCCCUUCUUGUUUCCCGUACACGAUUUGCCAGGAUGUUGAUAAAUGUUGGCAAAUCAGGACUUGAGCAGUACUAGCUUUUGGUUGACACAGUAGUUGGUUUGGUGCUUUUGGUUUUGGUAAUUCUAGCCUUCUAGGCGUGUUGUCAGCUAGGUGGAGUAUAUGUGAUGUUUUGAGGCAGUCUGUGCUUAUGGUUUGGCUUUUUUGUAUUCCAGAUGUAAAUUACUGUACAUUGUUUGGUUUGCUUGAAUCUUAUCUCGUCUCUAUCUCUCGAC